Drosophila willistoni is the source of this 1246-nucleotide messenger RNA. RefSeq names its product ubiquitin carboxyl-terminal hydrolase (gene Uch). Bases 126 to 809 code for a protein of 227 amino acids. Gene Ontology annotation, cellular component: cytoplasm. NCBI's taxonomy places the organism in Eukaryota, Metazoa, Arthropoda, Insecta, Diptera, Drosophilidae. The record is from RefSeq and is a predicted model, not a curated record. The transcript is spliced from 4 exons. Gene Ontology annotation, biological process: protein deubiquitination; ubiquitin-dependent protein catabolic process. Gene Ontology annotation, molecular function: cysteine-type deubiquitinase activity.
ACGGCAAUACUAAAACAAACAAAUACCUAACAGCCCUGAAAAAGUGCCGGUCAUUUAAUAAUUGGAAAUUGUUCAGCAACGUUCAAAAAUUGUAAAAAACUUAAAAAAAUAAAAUAAAAGUAAAAAUGUCGACCUGGACACCAUUGGAAUCUAACCCCGAGGUUUUGACCAAGUAUAUACGCAAGCUGGGCGUGUCGCCGUCUUGGUCGGUGACUGACGUCAUAGGCUUGGAGGAUGAGAUGCUUGAGUGGAUACCACGUCCAGUGAAGGCUUUAAUAUUGCUCUUUCCAUGCAGCGAUGCGUAUGAGAAGCAUCGCUCUGAAGAACAUGAGCGCAUCAAGGAUGUAGAGGAACAGCAUCCCAGUGACCUUUUCUAUAUGCGUCAGUUUACCCACAAUGCGUGCGGUACUGUGGCUCUUAUUCACAGUGUGGCCAACAAUAAGGAAGUGGAUGUAUCUGGCGGUGUCUUAAAGAACUUCUUGGAGAAAACACUGGCCCUCUCGCCCGAGGAUCGUGGCAAGGCAUUGGAAGAGGACAAAGAAUUUACAGCUGGCCAUCAGGAACUAGCACAGGAGGGUCAAACUAAUGCAUCCGAACAUGAGAAGGUUAUUCAUCACUUCAUUGCGUUGGUCAACAAAAAUGGAACCCUCUAUGAACUAGAUGGUCGCAAAUCCUUUCCCAUCAAGCAUGGUGAGACCUCUGAGGAGACAUUUGUCAAGGAUGCAGCCAAGGUUUGCAAAGAAUUUAUGUCCCGUGAUCCGAAUGAGGUGCGUUUCACCGUCUUGGCUCUAACUGCUGCGCAGGAUUAAGAGUCUCCGAUGCGUUUAAACCGAUCCCUUAGGAUCGUCUACCCAUAUUACUCAUAACUAUUUACAUAUAUAUAUAUAUUUAUGGUUAAAAGCGCUUAAAGCCUGCUCUUGAACUGAUUUUCCGAUACUGAUUCAUCAUACAUCAAAAAGCCAUCAAAUGGUUCAACCCAUCUUAGCCCAAAAUAAAGAGCCUUCAGAAAAAAUUACUCGAAUGCCAUUAUGUUAACGAUCUCGUCAGAUUUAUAUUUAUGUCUUGAAAGCGUUAGAAGGACCGCUCUUUGGGACAUUGAAUCAACAUGCAUUUAACCAACGACAUAAUUAACCCAGAACUGCUAAAAUUAUUCAUAUUUAUUUAAUAUUCGAAAAAAAAAAACAAUUGUAUUGGAAACAUUUAUGUUUAUAAUUAAAGAAUUGCAUUAAAUGCUUGAGCAUAUGAA